Messenger RNA from Bemisia tabaci, 5228 nucleotides. It is a transcript of the gene exd, whose product is annotated as PBX homeobox extradenticle. Gene Ontology annotation, molecular function: DNA-binding transcription factor activity, RNA polymerase II-specific; DNA binding. Gene Ontology annotation, biological process: regulation of DNA-templated transcription. Lineage: Eukaryota; Metazoa; Arthropoda; Insecta; Hemiptera; Aleyrodidae. The record is from RefSeq and is a predicted model, not a curated record. Gene Ontology annotation, cellular component: nucleus.
UCUCACAUCCCUAAAUGGCACUUGGGCUCAAGGUUCUACAGUAUUCGGACUGGAGAGCAAUUCUCAGUAGAUUCCCACCUCCCUCAUUUGUGCCCCCCCUGCUUGUCAAGUUUUUAACUUUAAUAUUGUUACUUAACGCCAUAUUUCAUUAGUUUCGUUUUCUCAUUUUCGUGCGGUGAACUUGGUUCAGUGAUCGUUUUGUUUUCAUCGCGGUUUUUCUUGUUACUUUUUUUUCAGUGAUGUGAUGAUCUGCUGAUCAUUUCUGUGUUUUAAAUGUUAGUUUCGUGUUUCCAAUCGGUGUUUCGAUCGGUUUUAUUAACGCCAGUGGCUGGAGUGAAGGUUAAGCUGAAUUUCGUUCGCGGGUGAGGCCCUUGGUUUGUGACCGAAAGAAGUCACAUAAACAAAGGGUGAGCAGUGUUUUUAUCAAGUUGAGGUUAUAAUAGCAUGGACGAACAGAAUCGAAUGAUGCAUCCAGUAAGUGGUCAAGUCGGUAUGAUGCCCCAACCUUACAUGCCUGUCCCAGAUCCCAGCCAUGGUAAUAAUCCAUCUGCGGAAGAAGGAGGACGGAAACAGGACAUUUCUGAAAUCCUCACGCAAAUCAUGAACAUAACGGACCAGUCCUUGGAUGAAGCGCAAGCAAGGAAACAUACUUUGAAUUGUCAUAGGAUGAAACCAUCGUUAUUCAGCGUUCUAUGUGAAAUCAAGGAAAAAACAGUUUUGAGUUUACGGAACACACAAGAGGAAGAGCCUCCAGAUCCUCAGUUGAUGAGGUUAGACAAUAUGCUGAUAGCAGAGGGGGUGGCAGGUCCGGAGAAAGGGGGUGGCGCCAGCGCUGCCGCGAGUGCCUCGGCGGCCGCUUCGGGCGGCCCCGGUCAGCCCGACAACGCCAUAGAACAUUCGGAUUACCGCGCCAAACUAGCUCAGAUUCGACAAAUUUACCACCAAGAACUUGAAAAAUAUGAACAGGCCUGUAACGAAUUCACGACGCACGUAAUGAACUUACUGAGAGAACAAUCACGGACGAGGCCGAUCACGCCCAAAGAAAUAGAACGGAUGGUGCAGAUAAUCCAUAAAAAAUUCUCAUCGAUACAAAUGCAGCUCAAACAGAGUACCUGUGAGGCUGUUAUGAUUCUCCGAUCAAGGUUCCUCGACGCAAGACGGAAACGGCGGAACUUUAGCAAACAGGCCUCAGAAAUCUUGAACGAAUAUUUCUACUCUCAUCUGAGCAAUCCCUAUCCGUCGGAAGAGGCGAAAGAAGAAUUAGCUAGGAAAUGUAGUAUAACCGUGUCACAGGUGUCAAAUUGGUUCGGAAAUAAACGAAUUAGGUACAAGAAAAAUAUAGGCAAAGCGCAAGAAGAGGCCAACCUAUACGCCGCCAAGAAAGCUGCCGGAGCCUCCCCGUACAGCAUGGGUCCAGCCUCGCAAGGAACGCCCACCCCAAUGAUGUCUCCUGCUCCUCCUAGUGUCCCCCAAGACUCAAUGGGUUACAAUCUGAACAUGAAUGGAGGUGACUACAGCUCGACCAUGUCUGGAUCCCAGCAACCUUACUCUGAUGGUAGCAUGGGAUAUGAUUCGCUGGGACAUCAGGUUCGCGACUGUGACGAUGACGACGAUGAUGACGUAGACGAUGAUGAUGAUUGAAAACGAUGAUUGAUGAUCGUGGCGGGCGCAGCGCCAGGGAGCGAGAUCCGAUCACUGGCCCUCCAUUGUCAUCAUCCCCAGCUCACCUGACAGAUCAUCAUUCCGAUUCUGAAACUGAUCCACCUGAAAAUUCGUAUGAUUGUUAUUUCAUCAUGUUUGUAACUACCUUUAAGAUUAUUUUCUAUUCAUUUUGUUAUUGUUAUUUUUCAUUUGUAACUAAGUCUGAAUUUAGAGUAUGCAAUCAUUUGGAUAUUUUCUCUCUCUCACUCAAAAGUCAUUUGAAAUAUUCAUACACAGAAAAAAAAGCAAAUUUGUGAUGUGGCAUAAAAGUUGUUCCUCGUACAAACUCCUUUUCUCCUUACUGCUAUCAGGUUCAGAGACUGCAUCUGCAAGCGCAGUUUUCUUGUUCUAUCACAGGCAUUAGAUUUCUGGAGUAUCAUUAAUUUUUUUUCAAGAGUUGGGGACAGUACUGACCAAGCUCAUUGGUCAAUUAACUUCUAGAUGAUUUUGAAUCUACACUAAUAUCGAUUCGAAUCAAAUCUAAUAUUUGAACAAAGAUUUUGAUUUUUCCCAUAAAAUUUUAUCUUGUCAUGCCGAAAUCAGAGAAAAAUUUUAAAACAUUUUAGCUCUAGCAGACUUUAAGGACUUCUUUCAUGAGCUACAUAAAUCAGAUUUUCUUCAUAUAUUUGCUGAAAGUAUCUACACCCAGGCUUGUGUGCAUAUUCCCAAACAUUUCAAAUUAUUCCAGAGUCAUUAAAUUAUUUUUUAAUUGUUAAGGAAGGAGCAGCUCUCCUCAUUUAUUUUGUUAUUUUAGACUCCAAUUUUUAUUUUUUUCAUAUUAGUGGAGAAGACUUAGAUCAAGCCACUGUAAUUUUCAUGAAAUAAUUCUGAAAUUGAAGGUUCUCCCAAUCUGACCUUUGCUCUGUAAAUGAAAACCAUGACUCUGGGGUUUCUCAAAUGGAUGAUGGGUACUUUUUUAUUUUUUCAAUUAAGUGUUGAUUACACCUACUCUUUCUCAUCCAGCAGGAAUUAAACGAGAGCAUUGCUUUCGAAAUUUUACUUCCUAGAAUACGAGAGAAAAUAUUAAAUUUUGAAUGAAUAAUAUUGCUAUCAAAGUUUUAAUCUUUCACACCGUUUGUGAUAAAUUUGUAUACCAUUACUUUGUACACUAGUGUUAAAUUUUUCUCUAAGCCUUCUUAUAAAUUAAGCAAGAACUAUCUUACAGAUGAAAGAUCAUAGCAAUUAUGUUGUUGUAAUUAUCUAAUUUUCUCUUAUUCUGUCAAUUUUUUCUCAGCUUUUCAUUUGUUUUUUCGUGAAUGAUUUUGUUUUCAAUGGAUCUAUUUAGUUCCAACGGAUUUUCAAAUGCACAAAGGCCAAUUCUUUUUUUAAAAAAAUAGAUUUGAACUUUUCUGCCACUUGUGACGAUUUUAGAGCAAUCAAGCUCUGAUGAUCCAGUCGCUUUCUUAAAGCUACUAGCUUAGCAUUUCCAUUAUCUUUGACAUUUCAAAAGAAAAGUUUGUGUUUUCACAUCCAAGUAAAGAUGCUAACAAGAAACAUUAUAUUUUCCGCGGAGAUUUUAAUUAUUUAGUUUAAAAAAGAGUUUUUAUUCUUUUUGUCUCCAUGAAUUUUCCCAUCUUUAAUCUCACUGUCAUCUUUAAGAGAUCAGUAGCUUUUUUUUCCUCCACACUUGAUCUUUUUUCCUCCAGCUGAUACUUUCUGUGGCUUUUUUACUUAAGUUAACUUGUAUACGUGCAUAGUGAUCCUUAUUAGUUAUUAAGUGUUAGAUAACUUUUAUAUUCUCUUAAAUGAAAACAAUGUAAUUAUAAUUUAUUGUAAUUGAUUUAAAAAUUUGUCCUAUUGAAAAAAAAAUCUUUUUUGAUGUAUUUUUUAUUCAUGAGCAAAAAGGUUUUGCAACUGAGCGAUACGAUUUAAGAGUGCUUUAUAAAUUAAGUGUUUAUUUUAGGUUAAGGUCAAUUCAUCCUUUCUAGCUUGAAUUCUCUGUUUCUCGUGCUUUGAUCGAUGAAGAACAAAGCAAAAAAGUCAAAUUUCCACUUCACUAAAAUAGACCAGCUUCACAUGCAUUUGCCUGUAAACGCCUCGUUUUGUAUUUUCUGUGCUUGGAAGGAUGAUAAAUGGUUCAGUAUUGCCUCCUAUGUUACAAAAAUAAUGUAGGAAAAGAAAUUCCUCUUUUUAUAGAGUUGCGAGUCCUUAGAUUUAAGAUGCAUCACCAAAUAUCCUACCCAAAAUAAGGUUUUAAGUACUGAGGUAAGGUUUUAAGUUCAUUUAUUACUGCCUGUAAUACUGUAUACCAUAAAUUUAAUUUUUAAUCGAGGACCUCCUUUUUUCUCUUCCUUUAUUUUUUCAAUCUACAGUUAAAAAAUUAUGUUUUUACCUCUACAAUUUGAAGAAAAAUAUUUAUAUGAUUAAUUGUAUACCAUUUAGUGCAACUACUAAUUGAGUCUCAGAAUCAUCUUUAUUUUAUAUGCUGCUAUCCAUAGCAAAAUAUGUUGAUAAAUGUUAUCAAUUUUAGCAAAAUAAGCUUUCAAUAUGUUAUGAGCAGGGUCACAUCACAAAUAUAUCAGAGUAAAUUUUUUUGACCUCAUAGGAUGUGUGGAAAGUAUUUGAAACAACGAAAUUAAAUAAGUGACAUUUUGCAAUGAGCAAUCCCCAUAACCUUGCAAGAGUUUUGAAUCACUGUGAACUGAUUCAUUGCAUAAAAUAUUAUUUGGGUUUUUAAUAAUAAUCAAAAACCGAAAAAAAAACUAAACUGUAACAUGCUAUGCUUCCAUUUUUGGAGCUGCAUAACAAAAACAUUUUUCAUCCAAAUCAACCCAUUCCCUCUUUCACUGUUCUCUGUCUCUAUGUUUUGAAUUUUCUUAUCUCCUUCAUCACACAUUUGCAGUUUCUUUUGAGCGUAUGCAAGGAAAGGGAAAAAUACUAUCUUAGCACUCAAAUUAUCGAGCAAUAUACUGAUUGCAUUGGUUACGCAUUUAGACAAAAUCUCAUAUUCGCGAGAAGUGAAAAAGAGUAUUGCAAAUUGAAAACAGGGUGAAUAUUAUACUACUUUUAUUUUAUUUUUAAGUCGCGUGUGCUCUGACUUUAUUGUUAACUGUGAUUUAACACGCCAUUUUCUAACUCGCAGCUCCUGUCGUGACAACGGGGAUUAAUAAGAGCAUGUGUAAUCCAUGUCCCAAAACUGGAAUCCGAUGUCAGUACCUCUUGCACCAACUUCUAUGAUGAGAGUUGAAGCAUUUCAAUUCAGCCUUGACAAAUUCCAGUGGAAGCUUAAUCAUUGAAGGCCUUCCUAAGUAUUUUGAAAGUAGAAACAAAUUAUUAUCCCCCUCUAAACCUUGAUGAUUUCUUAAAUUUUCUCGUCUCACAGGACUCACUCUAAAAUUGAGCUCUAAUGACUAAUGAGAGACACACAAAUCAGAGGGCUUUCUAUUCAUGGUGGGGAGUUGCUUGUUAGAAGUACAACAUGUAUACGCAUAGUAAUUUACGCUAGUAAUUUAAGAAAUUUUAUUUAUAGCUAUUGUAUUUGUAAAUACUGGAAUUCUUUCUAGGAAUAAAAUUAACUCUAUCAUUGA